CGUUAACUGCCUUGUUUGUUCACUUAACUUGUUUUUGUACUGAAAGAAAAAGAACUUUUCUUCUUUUACUUCUCUGUCUAAACUAAACGUAUUUUCUAGUUUGGGCUUCUCGAAUCUCGGUUUUCUGAAAUUAACUUAAAUUAUUUUGUAUUUGUAAACAAAAAACUUAAAUCAAUCUCAUUUCGAAUGUUGGUUAUGGACAGUACCGUUUCUUUGCAUUUCAUAAGGUUUGUUGUACUGGUUUCAUGGACCUUAUGAAAUUUGUUGUCAGAUCUGAGGAUAAGGAGGUGUCAAUUUUGCCUGAAAUUACUGAAACAGCAUCUCCCAUGAAUUCUGAGGAGAGAUUGAGUAGCAAUCAACCCUCAGCCGUUGCUCCCAAACGUACCAUAAAUGAAACUGGUACCAUUGUCAUAACACCAGCCACAGAAGGGGAACCCUCACGAUUGUUAGACGAAACUAAUGUAGCCGAUGAGUCUCAAACUUUAGAAUAUGAAACACCAAACAAAAAAAAGAGAGGAGGCAAAGGAGGAAAGAGGUUCCGAGCCGAAUGGCUUUCCUUUGAUAUGUUCAAAGGAUGGCUACGAGCUCAUCCUAAUCCUGAAAGAGCCAUGUGUACAGCAUGCAACAUAGUAUUGAAUGCAGGAAAAAGUGAACUGGAAAAACAUGCAACCUCUAUUAAACAUCAGAAGAAAGUAAUUGAAUUAAAGCAGCAGCAAAGAUACGAAUAUGAGGUCGAUAACAACACACCCAAUGUGAUUCUUGUGGAAUCCAAUGUAACCGAUGUUGAUAAUGGACUUCACAGCUCUUUUCUACAACGGCACAACGAUCAUCUCCAGGAGCAGUUGAGUGCAGAAGGGAACUAUACAGAACAUUCGGAAGGACAGCAACUGUCAGCCAUGUCCGGGAGAAGGCCUGUAGCCGAGCCUCCGUCCUACACCAGCAAAGCUAUAGUGACCAAGCCAGCUCCUCCGUGGAAAGCUACUGCCAUUGUAAAUGGUCAUGUUACUCGAUUGGAACUCAAUGACUACAAAGGCAGAUAUCUUAUUUUGUUCUUCUACCCACAAGAUUUUUCUGCAGUGUGUCCCACGGAACUGUUGUCACUGAGUGACCGAGUGCUGGAGUUCCGAGCUGUCCAGACUGAGAUCGUGGCUUGUUCUGUGGACUCUCACCUAACACACCUGGCGUGGGCGCGCACCCCGCGUAAUGAGGGUGGCCUUGGCAACCCCAAGAUACCUCUGCUGGCCGACCCCACACACAGCAUUGCCCGCGACUACGGUGUCUUACUGCCUGACUUGGGUCACACUCUCAGAGCACAUUUCAUAAUAGACAGGCGAGGUAUCCUUCGUCACAUGUUGGUGAACGACCUUGGUGUAGGAAGAAACAUUGAUGAACUGUUGCGGAUCACCCGGGCCCUUCAGUAUGUGGAUGAGACAGAAACCGGUUGUCCUGCGGACUGGAAACCUGGACUGCCCGGAGUCUGAGCAUCACCGUUAUCAAUUAAUAUUUAAUUUAAUUAUGACAAUUCCAGUGUUUUUGGCCGUACAACCUUGAUACAUUCAUGCAUUAUGUAAAAUACAUUUAAUAUCUUAGACAA
Messenger RNA from Macrosteles quadrilineatus (aster leafhopper), 1594 nucleotides. RefSeq names its product peroxiredoxin-4-like. The transcript has 6 exons. Gene Ontology annotation, cellular component: cytosol; endoplasmic reticulum. The coding region runs from base 246 to 1481 and encodes 411 amino acids. The record is from RefSeq and is a predicted model, not a curated record. Gene Ontology annotation, molecular function: thioredoxin peroxidase activity; DNA binding. Gene Ontology annotation, biological process: cell redox homeostasis; cellular response to stress; hydrogen peroxide catabolic process. NCBI's taxonomy places the organism in Eukaryota, Metazoa, Arthropoda, Insecta, Hemiptera, Cicadellidae.